This is a messenger RNA of Xylaria bambusicola, 507 nucleotides long. RefSeq lists its product as uncharacterized. The coding region runs from base 1 to 507 and encodes 168 amino acids. The transcript is spliced from 4 exons. NCBI's taxonomy places the organism in Eukaryota, Fungi, Ascomycota, Sordariomycetes, Xylariales, Xylariaceae. The record is from RefSeq and is a predicted model, not a curated record.
AUGGCUGACCGAGGCAUGAAGAAGUGGACGGAGGACGAAUUGAAACAAUUCAAGCAAGAAGUAAUCGGCCAGCUCAUUUCCACCGGCGGUAAAGUGGACUUGAAGCUUUUCAACUUUCCGGACCGUACCCCGAAAGCUCUGUCGCAUCUGUGGACCAAGAUGAAGGCGGAAUGCGCCGAAUAUGUCGCGUCCUUAGCUGAUAAAAAGGCAAACCCUGAUGCGAUUAAGACCCCUACUGCCGAGAAAGGCGUGACAACACCAGGAAGCUGUAAGCGUACUGCGCAGGCCGCCGGUCUCGCGGAUGGUGACGGAUCACCUAGAACUCCGACUCCCACCAAGCGCAGCCGUAAAUCAAGUCAGCCCCGCAAUAAAUAUGCUGCCCAGGCUCAGAUCUCUAGCGUCGACAAAGAUGAGACGGAGGAAGCGAAUACCAAGGGUGGAAAGCAGGAGGAGCCGAUCUCCGAAUUUGGAGAGCUCCCUAUCUCUGAUGACAGUAUAAUCCAAUGA